AUGCUUGAUGAGGCAUUGAAAUUUCGAAAAGCUUUUGAUAGGAUGGGAGAUGAUCUCGAUUCUUUAUACUUAAUGUACUUCAAGGAAGAGGAAGGAGAGGAAGAAGAAAAUGAAGGCAUUGAAGGAAGUGGAAACAAGAAGGGAAAGUUUAAGAUUAAUAAGAGGGUAGGGCCAUGUAGUGAUGAAGAUUGGGACAAUGUCGUGACAUUUGUUAUGUUUCUGAAGACCUUCUAUGAUGUUACUUAUAAAAUUUCAUCUUCUUUGCAUCCAACAUCACACACAACGUUUCAUGACUUAAUUGUCAUAGAUUGGGAGAUUCAGGACUUGUAUAGACAUGAUGUUACAACUCCUAUUGAAGCACUGACAGCCAUGGACACACUUUUAAAUGAUAUGGCAGUAUUAAUGAAAAAAAAAUAUGAUAAAUAUUGGGGUGAACUUCAUAAAAUAAACCCAUUCUUAGUGAUAGGAGUUGUGAUUGACCCCCGGUUCAAGCUUCGGAAUUUGAAGCACAUCUUUGAGGAAAUAUUUGAACAUGAUACUAUUUGUGAAAGAUUGGUGGCUCAAAAUACAAAUGAGGUGAAACAAAUUCUUUUGAAUAUGUAUGAAGUGUAUAAGCCUAGUAGUAACAAUGUGGGUGCUAGUAGUACUAUCAAUAAGAGUGGUAGUACUAGUACUAACAAUGAAACCGAAUCUUCUUUGAUCUUUGGAGGGUGGUGGAGAAUAAAGGGUCUCAAGCAUCCAGGUUCGGCAUUAGUUGCAAGGGAUGUACUUGUAAUCCUUACAUCCACAGUAGCUUCAAAGUCAUGUUUUAGCACCGGUGAAAGAAAAUGGUGGGGAGUAAAACGUCCAAUGCAAGUUUGGAUGGAUGCAGCUAGUGUUUUGGAAUGA
Molecule: messenger RNA, 888 nt
Organism: Prunus armeniaca (apricot)
Lineage: Eukaryota; Viridiplantae; Streptophyta; Magnoliopsida; Rosales; Rosaceae
Source: the annotation of a GenBank genome assembly